AUGGAAAAUUUCGUUGUUGAGGGCACGAUUGCUAAAAUAAGGGAUUUUCCACACGUCGGGUUUUUGAGAAUACUGUGCUAUGAUAAAAGUACGAACUUGCAUACCUUGCGUGCUUGGAAUUGCGGCUCGUCUAUUUUGAACAAGAAGAUUUUGCUGACAGCAGCUCAUUGUCUGGUGGGCUGUGAAAGAGAAAGCGUCGGUGCAAUAACGGUGGGGCAUUCUAAAGUAGACAAUACUGUUUAUUCAAGUAUAGACGGUUAUAUUAUUCAUGAGGAGUAUUCUCCAACGCUAGCUGAUUAUGACAUAGCGCUGGUGCGAUCUAGAACAGAAAUUGUAUUUGGCCCUAACGUGAAGCGAGUUGCCAUAAUGAAGGCCCCACCUUACUUUGAAAAGGCACAGAUAGCCGGUUGGGGACUGAUAGAUGCAGAAAGACAUAUUCUCUGA
Trichoplusia ni (cabbage looper) is the source of this 444-nucleotide messenger RNA. Its product is annotated as hypodermin-B-like. The record is from RefSeq and is a predicted model, not a curated record. Gene Ontology annotation, biological process: proteolysis. NCBI's taxonomy places the organism in Eukaryota, Metazoa, Arthropoda, Insecta, Lepidoptera, Noctuidae. The transcript has 2 exons. The coding region runs from base 1 to 444 and encodes 147 amino acids. Gene Ontology annotation, molecular function: serine-type endopeptidase activity.